AUUAUAUCUUAUACGUGUGCAGACCAGUAAAAAGUCCAAAAGUCCUAAGAAAGAAAGAUUAAUGCUGUUCUACUUCCUUCUUCGCCAUAUUUCAGACUGUUAUAACGGAGUAUGUAUAAAAGACAUUUGAGGUGCAAGAUUCUUUGAAGAUGGAAACUUCACAAAAUUAUGUUACUCCCAUGUGUUCUGCCCAUAAUGAUGCAGUUGCAAAAGCAGUUUGCUUGAAGAACAAAGAACUGCUUUGUUUUCAGUGCGCUAUAGCUAAAGCUAAGUUAGAUGUCUACACUAUUCAAGAAAUUGAUAAAAUUUCUGAAGGAAAGGAGAAGCUCAAACUUGAAUAUAUACUUAUGAAACAAAUUGCUUCUAGAAAGGAAACUUUCAUUGUCGAAUACGAACGUAAAGCUGGAGAAGUGAAAGAAAACUUGGAACAAGAAGUAAAGAAAAUGUAUGACCAGCUGUCAGAGGAACUCUGCAAACUGAAAGAAAACACACUACAUUCGGUAGAAUCUAACAGCGAUUCAUUUCUCAAAGAUUUAUAUAGCAACAAAAAGGAACUAGAUGGUGUGCAAAAGACAAUUAAUGAAAAUCUUGAAAAGUUAUCUGUUGCGACAGUUAGUGAUGUAGAGAGUCUUGAAUCACAACUACAGGAAGUAAAGAAAAAGCUGACCGAUGAGAUUCCUGAUCUUGAUUCUAAUCCAGAAGGAGUAUUCACAGCAAGCAAAAUGUUUCAAGAAGCGAUGAGCAAGUCAAAAGGUGUCUUGGGAGAAGUAACUUUAAGCAACAUGGAUCACUAUUCACUUCCCACACAAGAUGAAUCACAGGCUAAUAAAACAGCGUAUUCAAUACCAACGGCAAUUAUCGGUAGCCAGCCACCAAAAAUACCCCCAAAGCCUGGUGCCUUUUCAUCUGAUGAAUACCAUGAAAGGCCAAAACUAUUUCCUCGAAAUGCGGAAGCGAAGCCUAAGAGAGCAUCUAUAACUGAAGACACCAGUCAAAUGGCAAUGAAAAUAGCACCAGGUAAUGACAUGACUGCAGCAAAAACCGAUUCGAAAAUGUCUCCGAAAACUGAAACAGUUCCUGAAUCCAAACCAGAAAAAGCAAAGAAAUCGAAGUUUAAAAUAUUUGGCGGCCCCAAAGAUAAACCGAGAGAGAAAUUAGAAGAUUAUGAAGAUGUAAGUUUCGCCCCUAAAACCCCUAUACAAGCAAAGUACUUGAUCAAUACAACGUUACCUCUAUCAGGACUAGACUCAAUUCAUACACCAUUGAAAUUCGAAAAACUUGUGACCAUAGGUCCGGAUCGAAUUGGGCUUUUAAAUAGAAAGCAAUCUUCUGUUGUCGUGGCACAACUAGAUGGAAAUGUUCAUAUUAAACAGUACCCCGAUGGAGUCACAAGCAUUGCAGCUAUGGAAAAUAAUCAGCUCGCUAUACUUACCCAGAAAGAAGGGAAUAAAAUUGAGACUAUUUGUGUGACUGACAAAGGCUUUGAUACGAAAAACACUAUCGACUUAAAAGAAGAACUAUCUGAUGUUACUGGAUUUGAUUAUUCUUAUUCAAAAAACAAGUCACGUUUUGCCAUAGGUACAAAAACAAAGCAGGUUUUCAUUGAUGGGAAAGGAAAGAAGAUCAAAUCAACGGAAAUCGACAAUACAACAGGCUCGUCGGAUAUUGCCACAACGUAUGAUUUCGAAAAUGACUGUAUCUAUGUUAUGAACAUGGAACAUAAAUCAAUUAAAUGUGUGUCUCUUAAAAAUUUAGCACCAGUUUGGAAACGCAAAUGUGAGGACCAGUUGUUCAAACCAAAAUCUGUUUGUUUGUAUAAAGACAAACUUUGCAUAGCUUCCUCGGGAACAGUAACGAUAUUUGCGGCUAAAGACGGCGCACCAAUAAGAAAGCACGAAACCGUUGACCUUGUUCAGGACUGUCUUGGAAUAUGUGUGAUUGAUGAUGUUAUCGUGAUUUCUUCCAAUUCGGAUAGAUUGGACGAGUCCCGAAAGCUUGGUUUCAUAGGCAUUUAGGUGAAAAUUGUUGAGUUGGCAUAAACAGAAAACAAACAAAAUACGCAUGCCAAUUUCUAACAGGUAUAAAACCUUAUAUACUUAUAAUUUCGAACGAACAUGAAACAUGAACAUUUAUAAAUGCAAUUGCUUUAGUUGAUGAAUGGAGGUAAUCGAAAAAGUACUGGUUAGAAAAUUAUGCUUGAAAUAUCAUGGUUGCCUAUAUCGCUGUUUAGCACUCGUUAACCUGUGCAAAAUAGCUUUUGUAUGUUUUGUUAUCCGUAUAAACUUGACUUAUUUAUUCAGGAUUGUUUUUCGCCAGAUUUAUACAGCUUAGUUUUUUUUCUUAUAUGUAAUAGUUCACAGUUAGUAAACGAUUAACAUUCUUUCAUACGUAAUGCUUUUUCUGCAUGUGAUUUAAGUACCUUGAUUUAAAUCUUAACAUCAGUAGAUGCAAAUACUUAAUGCUUUUAGGUUUAUUUUAAAUAUAGUGUACUGUCAAUAUUCAUUUUAAUUUUAUUAAAGAAAUAUCUUUAUUUAUAAAAUCAGCUUUAAAAAUAGCUCAAAAAUCAUAGCUUAGAAUCAUUCUGUAUACGUCACGUAGUCCAAAUUACAUGGUUUAGGACACAUUUCACAGCACGGUUUUGCAAUCAUGGAUAUAAGGCAUCGUGUUUAGCACAGUGAACAGAUUCAAAGAAAAGAGAAACAUUCGAUACAUUCAGUAGUUUAAAAAAAUCACUCUUGGAGGUUACAUAAACCGUCAAAUUUAUCUUUCACUUGGAACGACGACAGUCCUGGUGAUAAAAAGAUUAUCAAGGAUUAUAUUGUUAUUUGAUAAAUAUCAUGUUUUCAUAUCUAAGUAUGAUGCGUCUGUGCAUGUGUGAAUAUGCAUAAUUUUGUUGAAUUUGAUUCGUUAUCUAUAUCAGUCACUUUAUUUUUAAUCAGAUAUUAGAAAAUUAAAUAUGUCUCUUA
This is a messenger RNA of Mercenaria mercenaria, 2966 nucleotides long. RefSeq lists its product as uncharacterized. The transcript has 2 exons. Bases 150 to 2015 code for a protein of 621 amino acids. The record is from RefSeq and is a predicted model, not a curated record. Gene Ontology annotation, molecular function: protein binding. NCBI's taxonomy places the organism in Eukaryota, Metazoa, Mollusca, Bivalvia, Venerida, Veneridae.